GGCAUCCUCCGGCGCAUGGACGAGCUUGGGGUGGAGGUGCCGCUGUCCGCCUACGCGGCCGCAGUGGACGCGUGCGCGCUAAUCGUCGGCGGGCGUGGGGACCUUGUGCCGUGGGAGUGGGCCCUGGCGCUGCUUAAGGAGGCGGAGGACCGCGGGCUGCCCUUGGACGAGGAGAUCUUCCUCUCCGCCAUCGGCGCCUGCGGGGCCAGCCUCCAGUGGGAGUGGUCGCUCCACCUCCUGGAGCAGGCGAGGCGGCGCGGCAUCGGCCUCGCGCAGGGCAUGUACGAGCGCACGAUCCGGGC
Messenger RNA from Prorocentrum cordatum, 302 nucleotides. The record is from the annotation of a GenBank genome assembly. Lineage: Eukaryota; Dinophyceae; Prorocentrales; Prorocentraceae.